CGCAUCCAAGCAGCCGGCCGGCGGGGGCCACUGGUCUGGUGCAGUAAUGUGACGGGGGUCGAAUGGACAGAGACUGGGUACAACACCGCGCAGGAGGAGGACGUGUCUAACCAUUAACCAGCGUUAACCACCGAGGCAGCUGAGCGGGAGCCGGUACCGUGGGCUGCAUAAAGGCGUGCGCACCGGCAUCCACGCCUCAGCCUGAGCGCGUUACUGAGAGGUGGAGGGGUGCAUCCAGCCGGCAACGCGAAGCGCGUCCGCUCUGACCGAAUAUCGCUCUUCCUCUCCGGAACACGCCGACAACACAAGGUGACUGUCCACUCUGGUUGGAGAGGAACCAUUCUGCAGGCUGCAAUUCAAUCUUCAUAUUACAGACCUUUAAAUAUCUCCCUUGAAAACCUCCCAGCAGCCACGUGGUGUAAGGUGAGACAUUCCCAGCCUGGUACACUCACCAGUCUGACAUGAUCAGUGGACUGAAAGCAUGACCAGUCGGCGCUGCUAUCUUCCCACUUCAGACCUCUGAUUUGAUUUUUUUUGUCCUGCAGCUCACACUGAACUUUCCGAGGACUGUUUACAAGUGAAGAGUCCCCGAGCCUAUUCCUUUCCUUUUCUCUUCUGUGUUGAACCUGUAUGCCCUCUUCUUUUUUUCGCCGGUCUACCCUGAGCACCUUGCAGUGAAUGGAGAACAUACUGGUUCUGCUCCCGAAGCACCGACAGGAACACGGGCUCAGCAGACGCACGGCUGCGUGUGGCUCGCUGCAGGUUUUUCCCUACAGUACCGUCUUCUCCCGGUCUUUAGUAGCGACCCCAACUCCCUGUAAGCCUCUUUAAUGGGAUAAAUCAAUUGGACUGAUCAGGUUCAAAACCAGAUCGGGUGGCCGAUUCCAUUCUGACUUCCCCGAAACAACCUGACCUUUUCUUAUCAAGCCCACUGUCCUCCAAAGGCGUCCGCAUGGUACUUUGGUCAAAAGAGCAAGACAAACUUCCUGACAUCGACAUGUCCUCCGGGGCCAUUGAGGCGAAGAAGGAGGGAGGGCCCCUGACAUCGGCCCUGCUCAACUCCAACUGCUCCGUCCACCCGGUGAUCCUCGCCGAGGGCCCCGAGGAGGUGGGCCCGGUAACCGGCGGCGAGUUAGAGCUCACAGAGGUCACAGAGGUCACAUCUUUCCCAGAGAGGGCCGGUGAGACCGGGGAGGAUGAGGAGAGGUCGGAGAUUGUGGUGGCGAUGGACUGCCGGGCCAACGCCAAAGGUCAGAGGGAGGAGGACGCUCUCCUGGAGAACGCCAGCCAGAGCAACGAGAGCGACGACACCAGCACCGACCAGAGCCCCGAGCCGCCGGCCCCCCUCAAGGAGACCUCCUUCUCCAUUGGCCUGCAGGUGGUCUUCCCUUUCCUGCUGGCUGGGUUCGGGACGGUGGGAGCUGGAAUGGUGCUAGACAUUGUUCAACACUGGACAGUGUUCACGGAGGUGUCAGAGGUGUUCAUCCUAGUUCCAGCACUGCUGGGGCUCAAAGGCAACCUGGAGAUGACACUGGCCUCCAGACUUUCCACCGCGGCUAAUAUUGGUCAGAUGGACACAGCCAAGAACAUGUGGAAGAUGAUAAUGGGGAACUUGGCCCUCAUCCAGGUCCAGGCCACCGUGGUGGGUUUCCUGGCCUCCAUAGCUGCUGUGAUCUUCGGCUGGAUCCCAGAGGGACACUUCAAUCUGGGCCACGCCGUGCUGCUGUGUGCCUCCAGUGUGGCGACUGCCUUCAUCGCCUCUCUGCUGCUAGGGCUCAUCAUGAUCGGUGUGAUCAUCGCGGCCAGGAAAGUCGGCAUCAACCCUGACAACGUGGCCACGCCCAUUGCCGCCAGCCUGGGAGACCUGAUCACCCUGUCCCUGCUGGCAGGCAUCUCAACUGGACUGUACAAGGAGCUAGAGUUCAAUGACUACGUCAGCCCGCUGGUGUGUGCGGUGUUUGUGGCCUUGUGCCCCCUAUGGGUGCUGAUAGCCAGGAGGAUCCCAUCCACCAGAGAACUGCUGUACUCUGGCUGGGAGCCGGUCAUCAUCGCCAUGGCCAUCAGCAGUGUCGGUGGUUUGAUCCUCGACAAGACCGUCACCAACCCAAACUUUGCUGGCAUGGCGGUCUUCACCCCGGUCAUCAACGGUGUGGGAGGUAACCUGGUCGCGGUUCAGGCCAGUCGCAUCUCCACCUAUCUGCACAUGAACGGUCUACCCAUGGGGGAUCCCAACCCCACCCCCAGGAAGUGCCCCACACCCUGCACCUCCUUCUUCGGCUCCUCUGUGAACUCCCGUUCAGCCCGCGUGCUCUUCCUCCUGGUCGCCCCGGGUCACCUCGCCUUCCUCUACACCAUCAACUCCCUGAGGGGGGGACACACCACCCUGACAGCCGUCUUUGUUGCGUUUUACAUGGUUGCUGCGCUACUACAGGUUCUAAUCCUUCUCUACCUGGCAGACUGGAUGGUACACUGGAUGUGGGGGCGAGGCAUGGACCCCGACAACUUCUCCAUCCCCUACCUGACCGCUCUGGGCGACCUGCUGGGGACCGGCUUCCUCGCCCUCUGCUUCCACAUGCGCUGGUUCAUCGGAGACAAGGACGCUAACGCGGGCAACUGAAUGAAUACACAGUGACACGCACAACAACAAAAAGACACACUCUGCGCUUGCACGCACGGACAGUGACAAACAUCGCCCGCAUGCGUGGACAUUAUCUGAAAAUGGACGUUGUCUACUAUAUAAGGGCUAAUCUCCUGUCGGGCUCCGAUUGAUGGUCUAGCACUUGUAGGGGCAGUGACGUUUCGUCUCCAGGAUAUCAGGACUUUGGUGCACCACAGCAGCAGAACAGAUUCUGGACAGUAUUUUAAACACACAUAUCUGCACCUCAACCAGUAAACAAAACCCUGCAAAACUCCCCCACUCCUCCUAUAUUUUACUUAAUAACUGAGUCCAACUACUUUUGUUAUUAUCACAAUAUUGACAAUGAUUACUAUUGUUGAUAAAUAAUGAAUUUGAUAUGAAUCGUUCCAUGCGAAGGGCCAGUCCUCAUUAUUUUCAAUGGGAAUGUUAGCCCUACCGUUUUUAUAAAAAGAUCAAGUUUUAACACUAAGACAGCAAAAAAGAUGUCCAAAUGAGCCUAGAAUGCUUAAUCACCAAGUGCUACAUCAUAAACAGAAUGAAUAUUA
Molecule: messenger RNA, 3183 nt
Organism: Anarrhichthys ocellatus (wolf-eel)
Lineage: Eukaryota; Metazoa; Chordata; Actinopteri; Perciformes; Anarhichadidae
Gene: slc41a1
Product: solute carrier family 41 member 1
Exons: 11
Coding region: 953-2617 (554 amino acids)
Biological process (GO): monoatomic cation transport
Cellular component (GO): plasma membrane
Molecular function (GO): monoatomic cation transmembrane transporter activity
Source: RefSeq, a predicted model, not a curated record